Molecule: messenger RNA, 4342 nt
Organism: Closterium sp. NIES-67
Lineage: Eukaryota; Viridiplantae; Streptophyta; Zygnematophyceae; Desmidiales; Closteriaceae
Source: the annotation of a GenBank genome assembly
GGAUGAUCGUCCAUCUCCAAAAUUGGCACGAAAUUCCUCGUUGCGGUUCGGACUGCUUCUGUUUCACCCACACCUUUCACCAGCGCCCUCAGCUUGUGCCGUAUCUCGCUCGCCAUUUGCUUCCACUUGUCGUCCACCCCACAUUUCUCCCCUCUUGACUGACUGCUCUUUCAGCUGUACAGCAGCUGGUUUAUUUGUGCCUUUCCUCACCCUAGCAACUUUUCCGUGAUUUCAUUCUGGCGUCUUUGCGACGGCUCGUCCGGGAAUAUGAGGCCGUUGUCCCUUUACGGCUACUCCUCACUAUGCGCUUUCGACAGCCAUAAAGGCAAAAAGGUAGCAAGAGAGCACAUUUACCUCCUCUUCGUUUCCACAUACUUCGCCUAUCACGCUCCCUGGAGGUUUGCCCGACAGAGCUGACAAGAUAGUCCGAAAUCGCAACCUCUUAGUAGUCUGCAAUUAGUCAGAAUCGCGUGUUUUUUUUUCAGGUAUCUUUCCACGCUCGACGCAACAAUCACAGCAACCACCAAGAUCGCUUUUGAGGCACCUCAAGAGUAACCACCAAGAACGCACGGAAGCCAAAACUGGCGCCGCAACAAGGCUCAUGCUUCCCCGCGAUCGCCCGAAUCGCGCCAUCCGGCGGCGGCCGCCCGCCGCUCUGGCGCCCCCCACGCGGAAGCGGCGGCGGUGGAUGCACGGGGAUGCGGCGGAAUUCCGUUCCGCUAUGGGCGGUGACCAUCGAGUCUUGUAGCGAGGACGAGGACUCGUCAGAUGACUCUAACGCGUACGACUCCGACUCCGAUAAUAGCUCGUUUUCGGACCUAAGCUCCCCCGACGCGGAGCAGCUAAUGGCGGAGCUCUCCGUCGGAAUCGAUUCGGAAGCGAUGGUGCGCUCUCGGUCGGCGAGAUCGGUCAGGAGCGCGGGCGGCGGAAGCGGAAGCAGCAUGGACGGCGCGGCCGCGGAAGGGUCAGCGGCGGGAGGCCGCGAGGUGGUGGCGGCAGUGGCGGCGGAAGGCGCGGACAUGGGGGAACAUCCUCCCCCCAAUAAUGACGCUGCCGCCGCGGCGACGGUGAUGGCGCGUAUCGACCACGAGGGAUAUGCGGAGCUUGCGCCCGCCGCCGCGGUGGCAUUCGCGGGAUACGCGGAAACGUCGAGCAGUACGAGGAGGAGUAACACCGCCGCAGUUGGCGCACACACGAGGUCUAUGUCGGUUAGCGGCGGCUCCGCGGCGGGUCACGACAGAACGCCGCGGCACGAGUGGCUCAUGUCGCGAUACCUGGAGUCCGAAGCUUCCUCUUCUCUUUCUUCGAGUAAUCUCCGCCGAUCCUCUUUCCGCCUCGAUCUUCCGCUUACCGCCGCGGCUUCUUCCCCCGCAUCCCCUUCCCCUUGCGCUGCUGCCUAUUCCGCCUCCGCUUCCCCGCUUCCCCCUUCCGCCGACCGCUUCCAUUACUCCCCCUCCGGAAGCUACUACGCCGCCUCCCCCUCCCCAUUGGCGCCGCAUCCCGCCUACAUUCCACAGAGCAAGAGCGCGAGCGUGAGGGGGAAUCCGUACGCGUUUCUGCACGCCAGCCCGUUUCGUUACAGCCACGACUGCUACGACAGUGACGAUGAAAAAGAAGGCGAUGAUAGUAACGAUGGUGAGAAAAAUGAUGCUGUUGAUGAUGGUGACAGUGGCGGAAGGGUGGCAAAGGGUGGGCCAAUUGGUGGGGAACGGUCAAGAUCGGUGCACAGCAGCAGCAGCAGCAGCAGCAGCAUCAGUGGUGGUGGUGGUAUCCGCAUCGGAAGCAGCAGGAGGAGUAGUACCGUCACAGUAACGGUGGCGGUUGAGAAGAACGAAGCGGAAACUGGCUGUCACAGUAAUGUAGAAUCAUCACUAGGAAUUGCCAACCAAUGGAGCCACCAAUACGGACAUGCCACGUCAGGGAUGAGAUCUGCUCCAGGGCCUGGAGAAGCUGCCACGUGUCCCUGUGAGAGUGGUGGCUGUCACCACAUUGAUGAGUCGAUCCAAGCAGGUGACAACACCCAGGGUGUUAGAAGCACCAGCAGCACCACCACCAGCAGCAUCAGCAGCAGAACCAGCAGCAGCAGCCAGGGCAGUGCUGGUGGGAGCAGCAGCAGCAGCAUCAGCAGGAGACAUGGAAUCACUGAGGCCAUCAGAGCUGCAGUGCUGAUGCACAGUACAGGGGGGAGUGGGAGCUGCACGGGCAGCAACAGCAUCAGAGCCAGCAGCAGGAGAAGUGCUGCUGGUGAGGCGCCUCAGGAACCCACGGAUGCCGUCAGAGCUGCAGUGCUGAUGCGCGGUGCGGGCGGAAGCAGCAGGGGCAGCAGGGGCAGCAGGGGCAACAACAGAGCCAGCAGCAGGGGAAGUGCUGCUGGUAGUACUGCUGCUGCCUGCAGUCCUGCAGAUAUCAUGCACAGUGCAGGAGGGAACAGCCAUGGGAACAGCCAUGGGAACAGCCAUGGCGGUAGCAGCAGUGCAGAAGAAGACCCGGUGGUAACGAUGGGCAGCCCUAGCAACAUGGCAAGUGUUCUCAUGGAGCCCUGUGACGCUAACGAGGCAGUUACUAUCGAGAACCAGAGGCUGCAGGUCACACACAGCACCAGUUUCAAACAGCCAUGCAGACAACCACGCAGCAGCACAGUACCGGAUCCAACCGCUCUGCAACCAUUGCUGGGCUCAGAAAUCGUUCUGGAUCCGUCCAAAAAAGUCCAAUGGUUCGGGGACUGGGACGACGGCCGAAGCUGGAAGGAAACCCGCUCCAAAACUCACAGGUGGAAACCGGAAGAUACCCUCGCUGUCCCGGGGUUACCGGGAAGAAUACCCAUGGGGAAAAUGGUGGAAUAUGUGUGGCUGCUGCUCCUGCUAGCCAUGGCGGUUACUGCUGGUGGAAUGACGCUCUUCUCGGUGCUGUUCUGGGCCAGAGGGCCGGCUGCUGUGUGCCUGGCAGUCAUGGGAGUGCUUGGUGGACGGGGCGUGCUGCUCGCAGGCUACUGCCUCAUGCUGCGGUUGCUCCUGGGAGCAGAACGUGUCCACGCAGCAUGCUACGCCCUCCUCGAUAUUACCACCGCAGGCGCCCUAGCAGCGCUCUUCUUCCUCUCCUCCUCCGCCUCCCUCACCAUCCCUAUCGCCUCCUACCUCCUCGCCCGCUCCCUCUGCGAGCUCCUCACCCUUUUAAGCGCCUGGAACUGCCGGGGCCGCGAGUGGUGGACGUCGCUACUAGCCGUCUGGCCACCUCUCCUCCUCGGGAUAAGCCUAUUCUACCGCCAGCCAACGGGCGAAAGCUGGUACAUUGUAACGGUUAUGGGGUUGUGCUGUGUGGUGGAGGGGCUGCCGCUAUGGGUGGCGUGUGUGGUGCUGAGAGUGAGGUUGGUGGGAGGGCGCGGAAGCUUGCCGCAGCAUGCGAGGGCGUGUGUGAGGAAGGCUGCUGCAGUGGGCACUUUCAUGCAUGGCGUACUGCGGUUGCUGCUUCUGGCCCUGUUCUUUGUGGCAAAGUAUGCUCUGUAGUAGGAAGGCAGAGGAGUCUUUGCCUGUCAGCAUGCAUGGGAGGGGGUGUAGCCUGCAUGGGAGGGGGUGUAGCCUGCAUGGGAGGGGUUGUAGCCUGCAUGGGAGGGGGUGUAGCCUGCAUGGGAGGGGGUGCCGCCUGCAUGGGAGGGGGUGUAGCCUGCAUGGGAGGGGGUGUAGCCUGCAAGGGAGGGUGUGUAGCCUGCAUGGGAGAGGGUGUAGCCUGCAUGGAAGGGGGUGUAGCCUGCAUGGGAGGGGGUGUAGCCUGCCUCAGCAUGAGAGGGCGUGUGUGAGGAAGGCUGCUGCAGUGGGCACUUUCAUACAUGGAGUGAUGAGGCUGCUGCUGCUGGCCCUGUUCUUUGUGACAAAGAAUGCUCUGUAGGAAGGAAGACGCAUGCUUCCCUGACACAUGAAGCAAUGUGGCCCUGUUCUCUGUGGCCAAGUACCCCGGGACGGGACACUCUGUAGGGAUUGCUGCCUUGGGCGUCAGUCACGGCACAUUGCCGCAGCGGCAGCACGCAGCGGGGGGGGAUGAGGAAAACGGCAGCGGUUGUAUGGCAGUACGUGCUCUCAUGGAGUGGUUGGUAACUUGGUACUACACUUGAGGCUGCUAUGGGUGGCUGGCUCUGUCUGCUGCAUGUUUCGCAUGGUAGCAUAGCAUAGAAUUCUAAAAAACAAAGCGCAUACGCACUGCAUGAUGCUCUGCAUAGCAUGUACUGCCGUACAUUAGAGGUCUGUCACUGUUAGUCAGACCCUCACUGACUGCAGGAGAUGACUGGAAGCUAUGACUGGUACUAGGUACCAUUAAUUGAGUAAUGAGGGUGUGCUUGCUUAUGGUGGCA